ACUAAUGUAAAUAAAGUUCUUGAGGACUUUUGCACGAUUAUUGUCAAGUGCAAAGUAGUUUUGAAACAUUUUAAAUAAGUCCUGGCUUUUUAAAAUGGGUCGCAAGGUUACAUUAGCGACUUGCUCCCUGAAUCAGUGGGCAUUGGAUUUUGAAGGCAACUUGACCAGAAUACUUAAAAGUAUUGAGAUAGCCAAGCUGAAAGGAGCCAAAUACAGACUGGGACCAGAGCUGGAGAUUUGUGGGUAUGGCUGCGCAGACCACUUCUAUGAAUCAGACACCCUGCUCCAUUGUUUCCAAGUACUGAAGUCACUCUUGGAGUCUCCUUUGACCCAAGACAUCAUCUGUGAUGUGGGAAUGCCUGUUAUGCAUCACAAUGUUCGUUAUAACUGCAGAGUAAUUUUCUUGAACAAAGAGAUUCUAUUGAUUCGUCCUAAAAUGCUCUUGGCAAAUUACGGUAACAACAGGGAAUUCCGAUGGUUUUCACCCUGGACUCGUCCCAGACAUAUUGAAGAGUACUUUUUACCAAGAAUGAUCCAGGAUGUGACAGGACAGGACACAGUGCCAUUUGGAGAUGGGGUCCUGUCGACCAAGGACACCUGCAUAGGGAGUGAAAUUUGUGCUGAGCUCUGGAACCCUAGAAGUCCACAUGUUGACAUGGGUUUAGAUGGCGUUGAGAUCUUUACCAAUUCUUCUGCGAGUUACCAUGAGCUACGCAAGGCUGACCACAGGGUAAACUUGGUGAAAUCUGCAACCACAAAGAGUGGAGGAAUCUAUCUAUUUGCUAAUCAGAAGGGCUGUGAUGGAGACCGUCUGUAUUAUGAUGGGUGUGCUAUGAUUGCCAUCAAUGGAGAUAUUGUUGCCCAGGGAGCACAAUUCUCACUUGAAGAUGUGGAGGUUGUCACAGCCACUCUUGAUUUGGAAGAUGUACGCAGCUAUCGAGGGGAGAGAUGUCACCCACACAUGGAGUAUGAACACAAACCAUACCAGAGAAUCAAAACAGAAUUCUCUCUGUCUGAUUGUAAUGACAUGUGUCUGCCCACACACCAGCCUAUGGAGUGGAUUUUCCACACCCCAGAAGAAGAGAUCAGUCUUGGCCCUGCCUGUUGGUUAUGGGACUACUUAAGGAGGAGUGGACAGGCUGGUUUCCUUCUUCCUCUUAGUGGUGGUGUAGACAGUUCCUCGACAGCCUGUAUUGUUUACUCCAUGUGUGUGCAGAUCUGCCAUGCCGUCAAAGAUGGCAAUUGUCAGGUGUUGGAGGACGUGCAGCGGGUGGUGAAUGAUUCGUCUUACAGGCCAAAUGACCCUCAUGAGCUGUGUGGACGCCUCUUUACUACAUGCUACAUGGCUAGUGAAAACUCCUCAGAGGACACGCGCAACAGAGCCAAAGAUCUCGCUGCUCAGAUCGGCAGUAAUCACCUGAAUAUCAACAUUGACAUGGCAGUAAAAGGCAUGCUGGGAAUCUUCUCCAUGGUAACAGGGAAAUGGCCUCAGUUCUGUGCUAAUGGGGGAAGUGCCAGGGAGAACCUGGCACUGCAGAAUGUUCAGGCUCGUAUUAGGAUGAUUUUGGCCUAUCUUUUCGCCCAGCUUUGUCUGUGGGCUCAGGGAAAACCUGGUGGCCUGUUAGUUCUUGGUUCAGCAAAUGUUGAUGAGAGUUUGACUGGAUACUUCACAAAGUAUGACUGCUCCAGUGCUGAUAUCAACCCCAUAGGGGGUGUUAGUAAGACGGACCUGAAGUGCUUCCUACAAUACUGUGUAAAACACUUCCAGCUCACUGCCCUUGUAAGCAUCUUGGAUGCUCCACCAACUGCAGAGCUUGAGCCAUUGACUGAAGGCAAGGUGGUCCAGACUGAUGAGGCUGACAUGGGCAUGACCUACUCAGAGCUGUCUGUGAUUGGCAGACUCAGGAAGAUCUCCAAGUGUGGCCCGUACAGCAUGUUUUGCAAGCUCAUACACUCAUGGAAAGAGGCCUUCUCACCUUCACAGGUGGCUACUAAAGUCAAACACUUCUUUAGGAUGUACUCAGUCAACAGACAUAAGAUGACAACUGUUACACCCUCAUAUCAUGCUGAAAGCUACAGCCCAGAUGACAACCGCUUUGACCUUCGUCCUUUCCUCUACAACACACGUUGGGCUUGGCAGUUCCGCUGCAUCGACAAUGAGGUGGCUACAAUGGAGGGACAUGCUGGUUAAUGUAGACCUGUUAUCUCCAUUGAUCAUUGGUCUAAAGAUUUCCCUCAUCCACUGAUGCAAUAUUAGUAGUACUUAGUAGUACUCUACACUCUUUCUGUCUUGACAGCAUGCAGUACUUACUUUAACGUUCUCCAAAAAUCUGUAGAAAGCUGCAAUGUUAUUGUUUAUCUUUUAAAUUCGUUUUUAAUUUGUAAACCCUAAAUACCCCUGCCCUGCAACUUUAUAUGUCACCAUUUGCAUUGCAAAUAAUCAGGUGUAUAAUUAUUGAUAUACUGUAUGGAUGAUGGAUGUUUAAAAAUUAAAUGAACAAUAUCAAAAUGCUGUAUAGAUUUACUGGCGGAGAAAAGAGAUCUUUAUUGUGAAUAUCUACAGUAUCUUUCAUUCAGAAAUUUGCAAAGGAAGCCACAUAGUACGUGGAUCAGCAGUCUGAGGCAUAAGUGUAAAGCACUGUUAACUAUCGGGUUGAAAAAAGCCACACUAAAUGACAGAAAAUGUUCCCCCAAAACAGACACUGUCAUUUACUCACCCCCAUGCCAUCCCAGAUGUGUGUGACAUUCAUUCUUCUGCUGAAAACAAACAAAGAAGAAUAUCUCAGCUCUGUAUGUCCAUACAAUGCAAGUGAAUGGCGUCCAAAACUUUGAAGCUCCAAAAAGCACAUAAAGGCAGCAUGAAAGUAAUACA
Messenger RNA from Myxocyprinus asiaticus (Chinese sucker), 2872 nucleotides. Its product is annotated as glutamine-dependent NAD(+) synthetase-like. Gene Ontology annotation, biological process: NAD+ biosynthetic process. The transcript has 21 exons. Gene Ontology annotation, molecular function: NAD+ synthase (glutamine-hydrolyzing) activity; glutaminase activity; ATP binding. Lineage: Eukaryota; Metazoa; Chordata; Actinopteri; Cypriniformes; Catostomidae. The record is from RefSeq and is a predicted model, not a curated record. The coding region runs from base 95 to 2191 and encodes 698 amino acids. Gene Ontology annotation, cellular component: cytoplasm.